UUCCGGACUAUACAUGCACAAAGAAACAUCGUUGAAGAAACAUUUGGCAAGUGUAACUAUUAUCGGAUCAAUUUACUGCAUCUUUGUUCUAUCUAUAUUAUUCAACGAACUGUUGACUACAGCAAUCGAUUUAAUUAAAAGCAUAUCCAAGUAAGUAUGCGAUGUAAUUCAUGAUGAAAGUGGAUAAGCGAAACGUUUGUCUUGGACCGUCUUUGUUAUUUAAUUAAUCAUGUGUGCUAUAGCAUCUCCAGCACAGCCCGUAUCGAAAGUGCUCAACUUGGCAACAAUAUUUACAAAAUAUAUCAAGGAUCAAUUUCAUCUAUCCAUAUUAGUGAAUAGUGUAUAAAGCAAGCAACAUAGGUAUAUUAGCAAACAUUUUAAGGAAUAUCGGCAAAUAGUAGCUAAUAUGUAGGCUAUACUAUGCAUGGGCAUAGCGGUAUUAUCUUCGCAAUCCUUAGGUUAUAUAGUGGAUAUGUUCUGAACUCAUGCACUGUUAAAGCAAUAUAUUAUAUACAGCUGACUAUAGUCGUCAUGGUUAUUUGCUAUGUGUAUUUCCAGCCGACAAUUUGAAAAUACAAAGAAUAAAACAUAUUCCGAAAAUAUAUGGAUCUUGAAAAUCCAAUAUAAGUCGAAAUAUAAUUCUACAAUUUUGUCUUCAUUUUGAUCGUUAUCUUGGAUUUUCAACUUAACUGAAGAUGAAUAUUUUCGGAUUAACUUUUAUUCUGUAUUAUUCGUCAUAUAUAAAAGCACUUUACAUUGGCAUUGACAUUGUCCCAUUGACUUUCGCUGGCAAUUUGGCAGCUGGAUAAAAAUAGGAAUACGCUUCAAUUCAUGACGAAAAUACAUAUACUCAAUAUCGAGCGCUGAGUUAAAGGCAAAGCCAUUUAGGCAUUUUAAAAUCUACAUGCAGUAGAAAUUGACGCGCCAUGUCGAACAGUCAAAGGCCAAGGGAAACAAGCGGGGAAAAUGAUUAAUAUGUAAUAUAUAUCGGGUGUCCCAAAAAACUGAACUGGACAUGCACUGUUUGAUUUCAUGUAACGUAAAAGCUAUAAAAGUUAUUGAAAUGAAAUAAAGAUCGUUGCAUUCAGAAAAGACUAACUUAGAUUUUGAUAUAUAACAUUUGAAUUUACAUGCAAUAUUGAGCGAGAUACAACCAAAAUAAAAAUAUUUAUUAUUUAACAAGUAUAACUACAUCGGUAAUUAUAAGGUUCAGGACUUCAGGUUUAUGCUAAUUUUUGACAUUUUAAGAAACAGUAUAUAAUUCAACAUUCAAACAUCAAUAGCGCAGUCAAAAUUGCAUGUAAAUUCCAGUACUAUAUAUCAAAAUCUAAGUUACUCCUUUCUGAAUGCAACGAUCUUUACUUCAUUGCGAUAGCUUUUACAGCUUUUACGUUACAUGAAAUCAAACAGUAUCCAGUUUUUUUUUCUGGGACAACCGCGGUAGUACGCGCGCAGUUCGACACAUGGCAAGAUCGUGCAUAUAUAUGCAUCAAAAUUAAACUAUAAAAUUAAAAUCUCAUCUUCUACACAUAUACUGAUAAGCGUCGUUAAAGGAUUAAUUUUAACAAUCAGGUGCCGGUUGUAUGGGGCGCCAAACCUGACAAAAUAAAAAUGGUUCGUGACAUAAAGUAUAUUAAAAUUUACCCCUCUGAUAUAAGAUAUGAUACGCGAGGUAGCUCGUGAUAUAAAGUAUAACUUAUGUACACAUCAAUAUAUAGGAUAUAACCUUAAUGACACAAUAUACAGAGUAUACUUUAACUGUCCGCGAUAUAGGUUAUAGAAAUAAACUGGGGCGAGUUUUUAAUUAUUCAUGUACUGCCAUUUUAAAAUUCACUUCCGGCUUCCGACUGCAUCGUUCAAAAGUGAGCGAAAUUGUGGGUGAUUCACCACAUUAUUAACACUUGUCCUCAUAUUAUUAGUAUCAUCAACAGUUACAGGCGCCGAAGUUGACGAGCUUUCUCCACUGAACGCCAUUUCUCUUUCCGCCAUGAUGCUAAAAUAUCUUCUAAUCUAUUUACUACAUUUCCCGCGUUAACUCAUUUCGUUAUUACUGAUUAAUUUAUUACUGAUUAAUUUUCCUGAUUAAAUUUCAAAGCCGGAAGUGAAUUUUAAAAUGGUACAUGAAUAAUUAAAAACUCGCCCCAGUCUAUUUCUAUAACCUAUAUCGCGGACAGUUAAAGUAUACUCUGUAUAUUGUGUCACUAAGGUUAUAUCCUAUAUAUUGAUGUGUACAUAAGUUAUACUUUAUAUCACGAGCUACCUCGCGUAUCAUAUCUUAUAUCAGAGGGGUAAAUUUUAGUAUACUUUAUAUCACGAACCAUUUUUAUUUUGUCAGCUUUGGCGCCCCAUAGUCAAACAGCUAGACGUCAUUCAAAUUUUAAAUCGAUCUGGGGCUGGUUGUAUAAAACUCUUAAUCACUUUUUUAAUCACUAUUUUGUAGUUAUAAAUAGUGAUUAACUCUCAAAUACGCGCUUCUUAUUGGAUGACGUUUUUUAUAUCACGAACCAUUUUUAUUUUGUCAGGUUUGGCGCCCCAUAUUUGACUGUUUCGAGUUUGAGACGGAUCAUGCGCCUGUUCGAUGGAUUAUAUCUCCAUGCAAUCUGUAUGGGCUCUACUUUUAAAUUUCUCAAAAAAUUUUCCGCAUCACCAAAUUUAUAGAAUCUUUUGAUAUUUUAUACUCUCAACAAUUUGGAUUUCGGAAGAAAAAAACAUUCUACUAUACUUACUAUCUUAUGAACAAUGAUUUCUACAUCUCUCUUUCGAGAAAAAAGGUGAUAUAUUGGCAUAAUGCAUAAAUGGUGCUCAUGCGCGUCAUUGACUAUAAAUUAAUGCUGCUCUUUACAUCGAGCACCUAUUUUAAAUAUUUUGUAGGCAAACCAGUAGCAAUAGACAGAUUUAGAAAGACGACGAGGCCAACACGACAACGCGGUCCCAAUAUCAGCUCAAAAUUGAGAGCUAAGGAACUUGAUUACUGAAAUAAGUUGAAGCUUUUUAAAAUAAGGCUAAGUUCGGGAAAAAAACGAUCUGGUAUUCUGCUAUGCGACAGAUUUUAUGCAAUUCCUCCAACGACGCAACAAACAUUCACGUUGCUCCAAUGAAGUGAAAAUCUUAGUCUAACGUUGUAUUCAGAAUGAUAACGUUAUUGAGGAUACCCUGGCCCUAGGACCACAAAUUAUUUAAACUUUUUGUUUUGCAUAAAUAAUUUCUUUGUUUCGAAGGCAUGUCUUUCAGUUCACGUCGUGUUUUCUAAAUCAGUCUAUCGCUCAAGGUAAACGGCUUUAUAAUUAUUAAGGUAGCAUGCGCUUCAACAUGUAGCACACGGCAGUCUCAGGGCUAAUGAAUCUAGUCUUCCAAGAAGCGCGUUUCAGUAAAAUGGUCUAAAUUCUACAAUAAUGUCGGCAGCCGGAAUAUUCUAUUACAUUUUAUCUUGUUUCCAUUUCUUUACAGAUCAAUAAAAAAUGGCUGACCUACCACCACCACCAUACCCAGGGGCAGAUCAAGGUCCGAGCUAUCCUCCCGGUGACACAACCAAACAACCAAUACCUCCAGAUGGUCCAGGGGUACCAGGGUAUCCUCCACAACCCAUACCAGGGUAUCCUCCACAACCCAUACCAGGGUACCCACCCCGAGCUGGUCCAGCCAAUCUGCAACAAGCCCAGGUUGCAUACCCAGCGCCGACUGGAUAUCCACCACAACACACAGCCGGGUAUCCCCCUCAGCCUAUUGCUGGUUAUCCCCCACAACCUGGUCACCCAGAGUCAGGGUACGCCCCUGUUCCAACAGGCUAUCCACCACCAGGGUAUACACAACAACCCGCGGGGUAUACAUCCACUAACACCAAUACAACUAUUGUUGUAACUGUAAGUUAUAUUUCAGAGCCAUCAUUAGGCAACAGGAUAUAAUAGAGAUGUUCAGAAUUCGACUAUAUUGUGUUUCCUUAAAUGCGCUGGAUGUAAGGAAAAAUCGAUCUUUAAACCAGACAACUUUUGUCUAAAACUGUCGCAUGCAACCUGCUUACAAUUUGAGUUGUACUCGCCUGCGUUAAAAUCGGCCUAUAUAUAGACGUCACGUCUCAUCUUUACCACCGUAAAUCUGGCUAUGUUGUAUCACAAAAACAAGCUAUACCAACCUUCAUAGCAUCAUGACUACAGCCUGGGCCCCAGCUUGAAAAUACGUCCUACGUUCGUGUUUCUGAACUAAAACGAGUUCUUCUCGUCUCUUGCUGCAGCUCCGCAUUCAUUGCCAUUGUCGUUACUGAAUUAAAUUUAUUCUUUUGUAUUCCAGAGGGGUUUUUUUAAAUCAAUUCCAGAGUAAUUCGGACAUUUUUACCGUCCCCAUCAACUUGCUUUCUGGAUUUUCCAUACCUUAAACGUAACAGCGAUUACCUCGUUAAUAUCCGACAGGGCCUUAGCAAGGAUUUUAGAACUGUUUCUAAAUCCCAAGGUGCGUGUACCUGUCAACUACCAAGAAUAGCAAAAAAGCACAGAUCCAGGGGGGGGGGGGGCGAAGGAUUUGGGGAGGAUCACCUAGUUUUGUAAUAUUAAGCUGUGUUCAACGUUAUACCGUCUUAACUAAUUUUCAGUAUCAGAUUGCAUUAACUCAGUGAACCACUAUUCAUUGAUAUGCAUGUUUAUUUUAGCAACAACCUGCAAUUGCACCUGUAGUAGUAAUUCCUUAUGUGAACGAUUACAUGGGAUUGUCAAUAUUCUCUUGCCUGUGCUGUUGGUGUAUUGGACUGUUUGCCAUCAUAAAAUCUUCGGAGGUAGAUAAUUAAUUUUGUUUUUAGCAUAUUUUGUCUUUUGUGAGGGUCAUGAAGGUGUAAAAUAGGAACUGGGAUUAGCCUUUUUUGAACUCAAGGAAAGUGGAAUUUACUGCACUGGGAUUUAACCACUGGGCAUGGAAUACAAAAUUUUGAAAAUGGGAUUUCUCUUUUCUUGAGUGGACACCGACUCUACUAUUCGAUACAACUGCUUAAAGUCCUUUAAUGAUCGAUUUCAUAAACAAAAAUUAAAUUAAAUUCUGUAAUAGUAGACCCCAGAAAAGCACAUUUUCGCCUGAUCUCGCCUUCUUGCCGCGAGCGAACCUAGCGACCACGUUUUCAUGCUCAGCAGUUUGUUGUAAUGAGUGGAGUGACAGUGAAUUUGGUACCCCUUUCACGAUCCUCCUCUAGUGGAAACUCUGAAUUGGCUUAUUAAAUAUUCCUCUUUCUCCAGGCAAGAAGCAACUACAACGCAGGCAAUUACACACAAGCUCUGGCCUCGGCAACAACGGCACGAAAUCUUUCGUAUAUUUCGAUAUUUUGUGGGAUUGUCAUACCGAUCCUGAUCAUCAUCAUAAUAUCAGCAUAGAUGUACGACCCCCCCAAAGACAUUAACAUGUAAUGUAAUUUAUGUUUGCUAGUCCUAGAUUCUAAAAUAAAGUUCAAAUUUGCUAGUAUGUAUAUGUUUAUAGGUAUAGGUCAUAAUGAGUUUAAUAAAACGGUUUGUGCGUAGGUGUGG
Paramuricea clavata is the source of this 5498-nucleotide messenger RNA. The record is from the annotation of a GenBank genome assembly. NCBI's taxonomy places the organism in Eukaryota, Metazoa, Cnidaria, Anthozoa, Malacalcyonacea, Plexauridae.